CGCUUCAUAAAUCAUACGGCACCUCUCGCCGCCAGCAACUCUGACCUGACUGGCCCUUCCACCUUCGUCCCUGCCUGCCCGCCUCCGACCCCGCGCGCACGUACGGGGAGGGAGAACAGGAUGGGCAACUGCCAGGCGGCGGAGGCGGCGACGGUGGUGGUGCAGCACCCGGGCGGCCGCGUCGAGCGCCUCUACUGGGCCACCAGCGCCGCCGAGGUCAUGCGCGCCAACCCUGGCCACUACGUCGCGCUCGUCACGCACCGCGCCGACGCCGCGGGCGGGAAGCCUCCUCAUCCUCAGGAGCAGCGCGGCGCGGCGCGGGUGACGCGGGUGAAGCUGCUCAAGCCGCGGGACACGCUAGCGCUCGGCCAGGCGUACCGCCUCAUCACCUUCGCCGAGGUCACCAAGGCGCUGCAGGCCAAGAAGGAGGAGAAGACACGGAGGGCGCAGCAGCAGCAGCUGGUGCUGCUCCAGCCCAAGCACGCCGGAGGGAGGGCCACCGCCGCCGGUGAGGACUCGCAGCUGCCGCCGCAGCUGGUGGAUGGCAGCCUUGAUCAGCAGCAGGACAGGGACGGCCACCGGAGCAAUCCUAGCUCGGCAGCGCACUCCGGCGCCAGGCAUCGCCAUUGGCGCCCUUCUCUGCACAGCAUCGCCGAAGUCAGCAGCUGAUCUUGACAAAAAUCCGUAGCCGGUGAACAAUCUGCGUUCUAGAGUCAACGUUCGUCAGACUUCAGCCUUCCUGCAGAGGAAGAGUUGCCGUGGUGCCAAUGCGAGAAUCGGUCAGUUUCAUUGUUCGGUACCUCAGUACAAAACAAUUCCGAAGGGGCUCGUAGUUAGCAUCAAGCAGCCCAUGUAAGAUAAAGAAGUGGCAGAUCUUGGUCAGGUCAUUUUAGCGAGUCUAAGAUCGGUUGGGAGUUGGGACACACUCUGAAAUGUUGAAAAAAGAAAUAGUAGUGCACUGGAGUAGUGCUGUACUGUUAUAUUCAGACAUGGUGCAAAGUACAUCCCUUUGCAGGUGUAUAGCUUUUGAGGA
Setaria italica (foxtail millet) is the source of this 1033-nucleotide messenger RNA. RefSeq lists its product as uncharacterized. Bases 121 to 669 code for a protein of 182 amino acids. NCBI's taxonomy places the organism in Eukaryota, Viridiplantae, Streptophyta, Magnoliopsida, Poales, Poaceae. The record is from RefSeq and is a predicted model, not a curated record. The transcript is spliced from 2 exons.